AUGGUCGCCAUUUCUACGCUCUUUGUCAUCGUCCCGGCUUUCGUCCUGUUAACCCAGGCUGCUCCUUCCCUGAGGAGGUGGCCUAGCGGCCCGGCUCAGAUGAGUGAGGAAGAGGCAAAGACAUUGUACAACUCUACGAUCGGUGGCUCUCUCCUCAGCCGUCAGCAGAAUUUGUGCCAGAUGAUCACUAUGGAACAGCUGAAUGCAAUGGGUGAUGCUCUACAAGAUGUCAAGAACUAUGCCACAGCCAACUGGGGCGGCGAUUGGGACACCAUAACAUACCACUGGAACGACUCCAUUAACCCGAAACAGUUGGACGGCCCAGCACAGGCCUGCUACCCGAGCCCGAUGCAGUUCACGGCAACGUGGAAUUCAGAUCCUACAUGCUCCAGCUCAAGCACCAAGUUUACUGGAUACAUUGCAGAGGGUACCAAUUCUGCCCAAGUAAAUAUUUACCAAGGCUCCUCCGUUAGCGCCUCGACCACAGUUGAAAGUAGCGAAACCCAGUUUACAGCUGGGCUUACGAUUGGAAUCCCAGCAAUAGCAGAGGUCUCCUACUCAGUCUCCGAAACUCUUUCUAUCUCUCUCAAGAACACCAAAGGUUCCACCACUACGUCCACGAAUGAUGCUCGUUCUACAGUGCAGGACACCGUUACUUGCAAUGGCCCGGCUAACGUAGAAGUGGACGUCGAUCUCCAGACCUGCACGGCCCAAGGCAAUGUCAACUUCCCUGUCACGCUAAGUGGCUGGGUGUGGUUCUACUACGGAUCCACGAGGAAUGGCCAUUACAAAUGGGCUGUUAAUCUGGAUAACUUCCCUAUUGGACAUUGUCAGCAGACCCUAUCGAUCUCCGUCAACGCAAACACACAGACAUUCGGCCACUUCUACGGUAACCUAACACUGACCUGGGCUGCACAUCCGAAGGCAACUGUUCCCCCGCUUGAGCUCUCUGUAGCACAGCUGAUGGCAUCAAUUAUCGCAGCGCCCUUUCCUUUGACUUAUCAAUAA
Molecule: messenger RNA, 1008 nt
Organism: Cantharellus anzutake
Lineage: Eukaryota; Fungi; Basidiomycota; Agaricomycetes; Cantharellales; Hydnaceae
Exons: 8
Coding region: 1-1008 (335 amino acids)
Source: RefSeq, a predicted model, not a curated record